Molecule: messenger RNA, 3311 nt
Organism: Colletotrichum scovillei
Lineage: Eukaryota; Fungi; Ascomycota; Sordariomycetes; Glomerellales; Glomerellaceae
Product: CobW/HypB/UreG
Exons: 1
Coding region: 2065-3156 (363 amino acids)
Cellular component (GO): cytoplasm
Source: RefSeq, a predicted model, not a curated record
UUUUGAAUCAAUAACGUUGUUUGUUGUGUUUUUUAGAUUGAAGUACGAAUACAGGCUUUUCCCUUUUGGGUGUUUUGCUAUGGUCCCCUUUUCUCCAUCUCUCUCUUGAUGUGGUGAAGUUGGAUGCUGGGUAGUUGGAUUCCCCGCGCUUUGAUCACCGCCAAGCCUGUUGACAGAAUCGCGCUAUGGGAUGACGUUGCGAGGGGUAAAAAAAGUGUGGUAGGACAAGAAAAGGCGAGUGCCAACUUCAAGCCAGCUUUCAUUUCGUCGUGAAGGCUUCCGUAAAAGACAAAUGACUGAGGAUGAUUGAAAUACCAAAGAAAAACGCCGCCCAAUUUCAAUCAAACGACUUGUGUGUAUCCAGGCUUUCUUUAGUGGUGCUGUCCUUUUGCUUUGGGUCUCUGCCACAGCUAAAUUCUUGGUGGCGUUGUUUCUGGUCGCGCUUCGUCUUCUCAUUGAAGAAUGCCGUCUUCUCCCUUGCUACGGUGCUGCUGGCGGAUGAAUUCCUCCACCUGGACGUCGUCGUACGGCCGUUCGGGUGGUCCUGGAAUUCCCGGACGCGAAAUCUUUUCCUCCUUCUCCUCCUGCGGGUUACCGAGGAUCUUGGCGGCGGCUGGAAUGUACUGUGUCACUUUUUUUUGUGGAAAUUUGGUCUUUGAUGAGCUACACGUAUUCUCGACAUAUUGGAUGGAGGAAAGACCAAGGGGGGGUUGAAGUGGCUAGUGGCUAGAAUGGAGCUGGGCUGGGCUGGAUGGUGAGGGUUAUGCGGUGGAAAUUAUAGAGGUUGUUGGAACUGCUGUGAUGUGUUUUGACAUGAUUGCAAGGCAGGAUGGAUGGGUGGUGAUGCUUGACCAACCUUUUUCGACAAUAGGGUUCUGCUUGGGCUCUUCUUCGGAUUUACGGGCGUCGUGAGCCGCUUGAUCCAGCUUCUGCUUGAAGCUCAACUCGCGGCCUUUGUGCGUGAUCUGAGGCUCAGGCGCGAACUUGCUGUUGGGUUCGGCGGACAUGAUGGGUGGCUGUGCUGAGACUUAGUUGAUUGGUGUCGGGUGAUAGGUGGGAAGGGGAUUCGGAUGCGAUGAUGGUGUGGUCGUCAACGUGGUAGGGCUGAGACGGUGGAUCGAUUUGCGAUAUCAGAUGGGCCGCGGAGAAGAGAGACGAUAGUGACAGUAGGGCGAUGGUGUUGAAUAAGGGUCCUGAGUUUCUUGUGAAGUCAAAUUGAGUUUCUCGAGUGUGGCGGAGCAACAGGCAUUGAUAGACUAGAAUGUGAGAUGGAAGGAGAAAAUAGCCCGACAGGGCUGGAGGAGCUGGGGAAGGGGGUUACUUCAAGUAAUACGGUAAGGCAGGCCAGGAUCCAAACGUGGCAUACGGUUUUGCGCGGGCUGAGGUGUAGGUAUGGGGCCGCUGGGAUGGACUUGGCUGGACCUGAAUGCAGCAAAGCAAGGAUUGGGCCGAGGGAGGGGACAGACGGUGACCGCGCGUCCCAGCUCCAGGCUAUGAUCGCAUAAGUCUGGGCGGGGGACAGGACCUUUUCCUCCAGGUUUUGGUUGGAGAAUUGGUGCGAUUCAAGUCGAUUUUCGGGGAGGACGGCUGAUCUGGUGCCUGCCGUGCUUGCCAUGGUUUGCUUGGGUGCUGUCGAUGUGAUGCAGGAAAGAUGGUGUGAGCCACCCGCAAACUGGGGCCUAUGACGUCAAACCGCCUAGCUCGGCACUGCAGUUCCCUUGGCUGCCCGCUAAGAUAACCUUAAAAUCCCCAGUCAGAAAACACUCCUUACCUUAUCGGCUCUUAUCGGACACAGGCUGCUUAUCGGACUGUCCCGGCGCUCUGCGACCCCUCCAUCCCACCACCACGCGACAACCCGCUUCCGAGCGGCGGCGCCAUUUUCCUCAACCAAAAAAAAAAAACUGAGCGGUGAUCUGAUCUGAUGUAAGGCAAUACAGACAUCAAAUUCCAAAAGUUUACCAGCUGUCAUUCUCCUAACCUUUCUGUGCACAGUUCUUCGAAUUUAACAGAGUUUACCGACACCCGCGCGCGCGCACUUUGCGACUUUUUCUUCUUUUGCCAAUCAUGGCGCCCAUUCCAAUCACAAUCAUCACCGGUUUCCUCGGCUCCGGCAAGACGACGCUGAUCCUCAACCUCCUCCCCCAGCUCAAGGCCGCGAACCCCUCCUAUAAGCUCGCCCUCCUCAAGAACGAAUUCGGCGAUCUGGCCGUCGACUCCCAGCUGGCCUCCUCCAGCGCCAUCUCGGGCGUCCAGGAGCUCCUCAACGGCUGCAUCUGCUGCAACCUCGUCGGCCAGCUCAGCGUCGCCCUCGCCGAGCUGCACGCCACCGUCCGCCCGGACCGCAUCGUCAUCGAGACGAGCGGCUCGGCUUUCCCCGCGACGCUGGCCCUCGAGGUCAACCGCCUCGCGCGCGAGACGGGCAACUAUACCCUCGACGGCGUCAUCAGCGUCAUUGACACGGAGAACUGGAAGGGCUACGAGGACACGAGCUACACGGCGCGCAUCCAGGCAAAGUACACCGACUUGAUCGUCUUCAACAAGUGGGAGCUGUGCUCCGAGGACCGCUUCGACGAGGUCCUCGACCGGGUGGGCGACCUCGAGGUGGAUAUCCCCUGGGUCAAGAGCAAAAAGGGCUGGGUCGGCGCUGACCUCGUGUUCGGCGUGGAUGGCGGUCUCGCGCAGGGCCUCAAGGAGGAGCAUACACAUGAUCACGAUCACAAGGGGGAGGACCACGCGCACGACCACCAGACCGAGGUCGAGGUACUUUCCAUCGAACUCAAAGGCCCCAAGGACGCCGCUGUCAACGCAGACAGCCUGCAGAAGCUCUUGCGCGCCGCGCCAAAGGACGAAGUAUAUCGCAUAAAGGCCGUCCUGACCGCGUCGUCGACGGUGAGGGACUCGGACGAGGACUCUCAAAUUCCUACGCCCCCGUACCCAAAAUCUCGGUACAUUCUCAACUGGGCCUUUGGUCGGUGGACUUUCACGCCCAUCGCAGAAGGCGGCGCUGAGCAUGCUUCCAGCGAAGGGGCCUUGCUGCGAAUGACGAUGAUUCUGGGACGGUACGAGAGUGGCAAGUGGAAGAAGAAGCUCGAGACUGGAUCAUUUCUAGAAGUCGAGGGCAGUGAGGGCGAGUUGGUUGUUACAAAGAUCGCAUGAAAGAAAUGAAGAGACGAAAAGAUAAUAGAGAUCCAUACUUACACGGCAUAAAAGGCGCAUAUGGGGAGUUUCAAAGUGGUACUUUGAGGUAUUGCAAUGCGCAACGAGCAGAAAGCAGGAGUUAGUUGAGAGCGUAGAAUUUAGAUCAACCACCG